Molecule: messenger RNA, 993 nt
Organism: Camellia sinensis
Lineage: Eukaryota; Viridiplantae; Streptophyta; Magnoliopsida; Ericales; Theaceae
Source: RefSeq, a predicted model, not a curated record
AUGGAUUCAUCUUAUGAAGAGGAUGCAAGGUUGUCACCAAUAAAAUCAAAAAAAAGGAAAGGUAGAGGUUCAACAACCCUACCAGGGAUCAUAAAGGCUGAAAGUUCUGGUGUGCAAAAAAUCAUUCACUAUAAUGAGUUUGGUCAACCGAUAGGAGAAGUACAAUACCCAAGCUAUCUUGGAGUUUUGGCUCGAACAAUGGUCCCAAUAGUCUAUAAAGAUUGGCAUAAGGUUCCAAAAGAAUUGAAAGAGAAAUUGUGGAGUUGUGUGGAGAGCAAACCAUGCAAACUAGUGGUGGGAUCUCUUGAAAACAUUGUUGCCCAUGGUACGAUGUAUGAAAGAACUGGACCUCAAGAAGUUAUUCAUACGGUACUAUUGGAGAAAUUCAAUGUACGAGUGUCUGUUGAUGUUGCCAUAGUUAAAGAUGCCCCUCUUCCCAUUCCUAUCCCAGAAGAGAUGACUAUUGUUGGAGAGGCAAUAGAAUGUCAGGUGGCUUGGCCCAAAAAAUUCAUAUUGGUCAACAAUGAGGUACAAACAUCUUUUCUAGAAGUGUUACUACAUUUUCCUUCAACUAAAAUUGACUUCUCUUUUGCUUCAUUGGUUGGCAAUGAGGGAAAUUCAAAAAAUGUUGAUUUUGAAAAAAAAUUGGAGUCCGUCCAUGCUUUUGAAUCAUUGGUCGAGCAGUUCAAGUAUGAUGAAGCCAUUAACAUUCCACUAGAGAAGGACAUAUUUGGGGAGGAGAUCAGUGUACAACUUCAAGGAGUAGACAUGGAGUGUAUAUGUCAAAUGAAAGAGCUAUCCAUUACAUGCAUCAUGUUGUACAUAAGUCAUUUCCAUCAAGUGUUAAAAGCAUCGAAUUUGGACAGAAGAUUUGCAUUUGUUAACCCAUAUGUCGUUAGUGGGAAAUGUCAGACUGGUGGAAAUUCAAAAUCAACAUUGAUUGCUAGAAGAUUAGAUGAUGCAAAGCCUGAGGGUACCAUUGGGUAUUAUUAG